UCAUGCUACUGUAAAUGUAUGAUCUGCAGAAUCUAGAUCUAGCGUAGCCUAUAUGAUGCCUACCACUCACAUGUGGGUGGUCCACUGAGCAAGGGGCGUGUUCGACUGUUUCACCCCUCCUACCCCCACCGCUCUCCUGGAGCAUGCUUUAAUAGAGAAAGUAUGCAAUGUUCAUAUAUGCUCCAGCUCCAACCCCCAUCAUACUUCAACUGGGGUAUUCGUGACCAAACGAGGAUACGGCAGACAAACGUACCAAUCACGGCUAAGUCUGCCCCUCCCUAACCCUCUCCCCUGAGGCCUGAGCUCUGGGCAUCCAAGCCCACACCCCCAUUUCACUUCGCUGGUGGACAGACACAGGGAUGAGCAACAGUGGGACCAAGGAGCCGUCACCACAGCCAGGAGUGGCCCAAUCACCUGCCUCCACACCUCCACGCAGGGGCCGGGGACGCCCACGAAAACAACAGCAGGAGCCCACUGGCCCCCCAACCCCAAAGAGACCCAGAGGACGACCCAGAGGAAGCAAGAACAAGGGGCCUCGUGCCACACCCAAGAAUGUAGAGCCAGUCGGGGAGAGAAGACCUCGGGGCCGGCCAAGGAAAUGGCCCCAGAAAGUAGUUCAAGAGGUAAUCCAGGAACAGCAGAGUCCUUCAGAAGAAACUGAGGGCCCCUCACAGUCACAGUCUCUGUCCGCUGAGGCUUCGCCAUCUCAGGCUCCAGCCCAGGAAGUGGCAAAGGGGGAAUAGACAAUGUGCCACAAAACUACCUCAAGGUUUGGGCAGAGACAAAGAGGUGUACAAUCCAACCUCCAUUGUCAUGAGGAUUCCAAAACAACAGAUAAUAGCCCUGCUUUGUAGAACUGUAUGCCUGAUGGUGGUAUUGUGAUUGGCGUCUGUCCAGCACUGAGGCUGGGUCAAUGAUGGGCAUAGCUUUGGUCAGUUGAUUGAUUACUUAGGAUUCGGGUCAGUGGGUGGGGCUGUUCAGAGAUUGGUUGAUGUGUGUGUGUGCGUGUGCAUGCGUGCGUGUAUGCGUUUGUGGUGUUAAUGGUGGUGGCAUGGUGGGGAGUUUUUUUUUUUAAAGGAUGCAGCUGCUGUCAUCAAAUUUGACUGACAUUUCAAAACACAUUACCGGGACAAGAUUCAUGACCCAUUUGACACUAUUGUCACACAGGAGCUUGACUCAAACGUAAUUGUCUGUCCUGAUUGUGAAGAAACACGGGGAUAUUUUGUUAGAUAUACGUUGGAAUGGGAAUACAUGAACAUGAACAGAAUUAAGUCUGAACUCAACAGUGACAUGACAUCACACAUCAGGUUUUGUUUUUACUACAUUGCUCUAACCACACUUAUUAAAACCUUAGAGGGCCAUACUUGCGAACAUUAGAACACGUUUUUGUUUAAGUUUAAGCGUCUGUCAAUAUGUCAUUCUACAUUUCAAAGGAAAAAACAUUAUCUCACCUGGGAUUCAAACUUGCCGCAAACGGUACCAGGAGCCAGGCUGGCUCCACUGUGAGCUCAUUGUCCACUUGAAGUUGCUUGUGUGUUUUAGUAACUCUGAAUAGCAGAUCCUGCCAUUUGACUUCUGUUAAGGACGCUUCCAUGGACAAGUGUUGGAUCAUGUCCAAAUACGUAUUUUAAUUAGCUGAUACGGAAUUUCAACCAGACAUAAAUAUACAUAUAUACAGCCACCUGGUGAGCUAUACAGCCACCUGAUGAGCUUAGCAUGUGCCAGGUUAUGUAAUGGGAACAGCUAACAUGUAGCCUUUGAUCACGUACAACUACAUCAACGAUUUUAAUUGGCUGAUGCUUAAACUUAAACUUGUUCUAAUGUUCACAAGUAUGGUCCCCAGGGAUUUUUUGCCUUAAUAUAGCUAUGCACAUAGCUAUUCAGGUGUGAUUCAUGUGUCAUUCUACUCAGUUAUGAUAUUAUUCCAUUUUUAUUGUGUAUUUCUGAUCUGUUUUUGACAUUCACAAUAUUACUUGACACACAUAAACCUCAUUAAGACCUUAACUCACCUCAGUCCCUUUGCCUUUCAGUCUACCUCAGUCACAGAAAAGCAGAGGAGAACUCUUUAUAACCUCUCCCCGUACCAAAAAAAACUAACAAAGACACACACACACACACACACACACACACACACACACACACACACACACACACACACA
Messenger RNA from Salvelinus sp. IW2-2015, 2159 nucleotides. NCBI's taxonomy places the organism in Eukaryota, Metazoa, Chordata, Actinopteri, Salmoniformes, Salmonidae. The record is from RefSeq and is a predicted model, not a curated record.